AAAUGUACUUAUAUGGUACAAAAAAAGGCCUUAUACAGAACAUUGUGUUAAAACAGACAUCACAACGUAAUUCGUCAUUCAAAAUCCUUUAAUUUGAUGGGUCAUACAUUGAUUUCUGAUUAUCCGUUCCAAAGAUACAAAUAUUUAUACAAAAUUAUGAAAAAUCGAAUAAUUUGAAAUAUUUACAAAAAUAUUUUAAGUUGUUUGUUAACAUGCCGGGUGUGUAUGGUUGAUAAGAAAAGAGUGCAGACGUUAUUUUUGUUAAUAUUAACCUCCAAAGAUAUGACAAGCCACAAUGCUAAAAGUCCGGAUGUAGUCGGAUGAGAACAUGUAACCGCAGUUGUUAUUUGUGUAAAUGUUAUCACAUAUUUUUAAAACUAUAAGGUCUUGUUUUUGCAAAACACAUUCAAACAUUUGAUCACGUUCAUGCUGUGUGAAUUUCGCCUAUAAAUACUGAAACAGACGAGCAUAUACCACAGUCGACAUCUGACAGUUUCUACAGUAUAGUUGCAGUGUUCAGUGGAAAAUAUUCAAUUAAGAUAUUCCUAGCGUUCAGACGUGUGCUCUGGUGAGUUUUAUAUAGUUCAGAAGUGUGCUUUGGUGAGUGAUAUAUUUUAAAAAAUUUUUGAUUUUUUGAAAAUUUGUGGUUUUUAUCACAAUUUGUAGUUUUUUUUUUUCUGAAAAUUUAUUUUUGAGUUUUUUUGUUAAUUCUCUAGUUUUACGAAAAUUUUACAUUUUAAUUUAGCUUUGAAUUUGCUUAAAAUGUCUUUAAUUGCUGAUUUAAUUGUUAAAAUCGCAUCCAUCUUGGGAUUAAUCCCAAACAAUUAUAAUGAUGAAAAGAUACGAGAAGGCCUCAUGAAAUGUAAUAAGGCAAUCAAAAAUAUCAGGGACUCUAUGAGAUAUGCUAAGACAAUGGGGGAGAAACAGCAUUUGGAAGCCCAGAUGCGGCAAGUGAAAACGCUACGAAAUCAGUUAAAGGUCGAACAAAAGAAGGGGGCGGGACUGACACCUACAAAGGAGACUGCAAAGCAUAGGGUACAAUGGGAUGACUCUUUAUCUGCGUUCAACUCACGAAUUCGGACUGGGGUCAUCUCAAACCUUAAACACAAGGACCCUGGCAGUUUUCUAGUGGAUUGCAAAGCCCUGUUCAAGCGGCGAAUUCAGAACGCACUAAAGAAAGAGGCGGCCGUUAAGGUGAAUAUAGCAUUUGGUGGAGAAUUCGAGAUUGCUCAAGGCGAUAAGAUGAUCAAUGAAACGAAGUACUUUACUACUUCAAACUCAGCCAUAUAUCGGGACACGAAUCUUGAUGAAUGGUUCGAGAAAAAAGUAGUGGAGCCCAUCAGCCGAGACUUGGAAGAAUUCCAAGAACGUGAUUCCGGAUGGGCUCUAAAGGCAGUUGUUAACCUGGGGGUGAAUAUAAACAAAUUUACACCGCAACUUGGCUCCUCCUACAUUGAACUUCCUCCUCAGAUUAAGAGAAAAAAAGCAUGCGUAAAUGUCAAAAAUGAUGAUGAGGCAUGCUUUGCAUGGGCAAUUGUAUCGGCGUUAUAUCCUGCUACCAAAGAUGCUCAAAGAGUUUUCAAAUAUCCACACUAUUCUGAUGUAUUGAAAUUAAAAGGUAUUCAGUUUCCAAUGACCAUCAAACAAAUUCCUAACUUUGAAAAACAAAACAAUAUAUCCAUUAACGCAUAUAAUUUGAAAAAGGAGAAGAAGAACUAUACGACCCUCCCAAUCUUGCUAACAAAGAACAGAAAGGAUAAACAUAUAAAUCUUCUUCUGAUUCAAGAUAAUUAUGACGAGCCGCCUACUCAGUACCAUUACGUUUGGAUUAAAAAUUUAUCCCGCCUCCUUUCCAAGCAGCUUAGCACCGAAGAUGGAACAAAAUAUUUCUGUGAUGCCUGCCUGCAUUACUUUCGAUCACAGGAACAGUUAAAUGCUCAUAAGACAUGCUGCAAAGGUCGAUCAGAUGUUAUCUGUGAUAGGUGCUUACAACCGUUUUCAUCAUCAAAACAGCUUGAAGCGCACACCACCGAUUGCGUAAGAAUUAAUGAAACAGCCAUCAAACUGCCAGACGAGAGUAGAAAAAUGCUAAGAUUUAAGAAUUAUAGGAAUAAGAUUAAAGCCCCCUUCGCCGUAUAUGCAGAUCUCGAAAGUGCAUUGAAACGUACGGGAGAUCCUAAGAAGUAUCAGGAACAUAUUCCUGUAGCAGUUGGGUAUUUCUUCAAAUGCUCAUAUGAUGAUACUCUCUCUUUUUAUAACUCUUAUCGAGGAAAGGACUGCAUGAAAUGGUUUGCAGAUGAACUUAAUCAGCUUGCUGAGAAUGUAUCUACAGUGUUUAUGUGCCCCUAUGAUAUAAAUAUGACAUCUCAGCAGGAAAGAGAUUUUCAUGCUGCCACUCAUUGUCAUAUCUGCGAGCAGCGCUUCUCCCCCAGUGAUAAGAAAGUCCGAGACCACGAUCACAUGAUUCCUGAACAUAACUACAGAGGGGCGGCCCACGAAGGGUGUAACAUUAAUUACAAAGAUGCUCACACUAUCCCAGUGAUAUUUCAUAACCUUAGCGGGUAUGACGCGCACUUCAUUGUUAACGAUAUUGCUACGCAUAUCAAAGGUCCAGUAGAUCUUCUUCCUAUUACUAAGGAGAAAUAUAUCUCUUUUACGAAACAUAUCGAUCAUGCUCGAAUUAAAUUCCGUUUUAUCGAUAGUUUUCGAUUUAUGGCUUCUUCUCUCGAUAAGCUCUCUUCGUAUUUGACAGAAUAUCCUAAUCUCAACUCUCAAUUUUUAUCACUAUCUGAGGAGAAUUUCAAUCUUCUAACUAAGAAAGGUAUUAUGCCAUAUGAUUAUAUCGAUUCAUUCCAAAAAUUCAAUGAAACAUGUCUACCGCCCCAGGAAGCAUUUUACAAUAAACUUGAGGAUAAACCAUGUCCUCGUCGGCAUUAUCGUAGAGCCCAAGAUGUCUGGUCUUCAUUCUCCUGCUCCAAUCUCGGGGAUUAUAUCGAUUUAUACAUGAAAACGGAUAUUCUCCUUCUUGCGGACGUCUUUGAGCAAUUUCGAUCCAGUUGUCUUAAAACAUAUAAUCUUGACCCAGCUCAUUACUUUACUCUUCCCGGCUUCACAUGGGAUGCAAUGCUUAAGCAUACAAAACAGGAACUGGAGCUUUUAACAGAUCCAGAUAUGUUUUUGUUUGUGGAGCGUGGUAUUCGUGGUGGUUUGAGUCAAGUAUGCUCGAAACGUCGCGUCCACGCUAAUAACAAGUAUAUGGAAUCUUACGAUCCAUCAAAGCCCGACUCCUAUCUCAUGUAUUUCGACGUUAAUAAUCAAUAUGGCUGGGCAAUGUCGCAAUUCCUUCCGUAUGGAGGGUUCGAGUGGGUUGAUGCUAACAUCGAUGUUCUGUCCACACCUGACGAUGCUUCUGAAGGGUACUUCCUCGAGGUCGAUCUGGAGUACCCCCAACAUAUUCACGAUCGUCAUAAGGAUCUUCCGUUUUGCCCCCAAUCAUUGAACCCUAAAACUAUGCUUCCUCCUAAACGACCGCGAGAGCAAACCAAAUUAAUGGCUACCCUUCAUGAUAAAGAAAGAUACGUAAUUCAUUACAGAACUUUGAAGCAAGCGCUAGCACACGGAUUGGUGCUCAAAAAGAUUCACCGAGUCCUAAAAUUUAAGCAGAGUCCUUGGUUAAAAUCAUACAUUGUCUUGAAUACAAAUCUCCGAAAGGCAGCGAAAAAUGAAUUUGAGAAAAAUCUCUUCAAGCUGAUGAACAACGCUGUGUUCGGCAAGACCAUGGAGAAUGUGCGCAAGCGCGUUGACAUUAAAUUGCUUACUGAAUGGGAGGGUCGUUACGGAGCAGAAGCUAGAAUAAGUAGUCCCCUAUUUAAGAAUGCUACUAUUUUUAAUGAAAACUUGGUAGCUGUCGAGAUGCAUAGAGCGGAAAUAUGGUUGGAUAAACCAAUAUACGUGGGCAUGAGUAUAUUGGAUUUGGCUAAAACCACGAUCUAUGAUUUUCACUAUGGGUAUUUAGAUAGAAGGUUUGGUGAGAACUUUACGACCUGCUAUACAGAUACCGAUUGUGAGAUCGUAGAGAUACGGGAAAAAGAUCCCUAUGAAGCUGUGAAAACAGACUGCCACAAGUAUUUCGAUACAUCUGACUAUCCUAAAGACAAUAUGUAUGGCAUCCCCCAGGUUAAUAAAAAAGUACUUGGACUGAUGAAGGAUGAGAAUAAUGGAUGCAUUAUGACAGACUACAUAGGGCUCAGAUCUAAAUUAUAUACAACAAAAGUAGCUAUCACAGAUAAUGAUAUAAUGAAACUGAGGGGAAAGUUAAUAGAUCAGGAGUAUGAGGACGAUGAGAUUGAAAUACUUAUUAAAAAUUAUGGUGUGACAAAGAAGGCGAAGGGGGUUAAAAAAUCUGUUGUAAAGACUAAAAUUACCUUCGAAGACUAUGUCGAGUGUUUGGAUACCUUUACAACUAAGACAGCCUCGCAGAAUCUUAUACGCUCUGAUAAACACCACGUAUAUACAAUUACACAAAGCAAGAUUGCUCUUAGUCCCACUGACGAUAAACGAUAUCACCUUCCGGAGUCUUAUGAUACGCUACCGUGGGGACACUAUCUAGUUGAUAAUCUUAAGAUGGAUGUUGAUUAG
Molecule: messenger RNA, 4638 nt
Organism: Diabrotica virgifera virgifera (western corn rootworm)
Lineage: Eukaryota; Metazoa; Arthropoda; Insecta; Coleoptera; Chrysomelidae
Exons: 2
Coding region: 763-4638 (1291 amino acids)
Source: RefSeq, a predicted model, not a curated record